This is a messenger RNA of Acytostelium subglobosum LB1, 705 nucleotides long. RefSeq lists its product as hypothetical. The record is from RefSeq and is a predicted model, not a curated record. The transcript has 2 exons. Gene Ontology annotation, cellular component: nucleus. Lineage: Eukaryota; Evosea; Eumycetozoa; Acytosteliales; Acytosteliaceae. The annotation marks the transcript as partial.
CAUAUAAUAACAAUAAUGGAUAGGAUAUCAUUCUUGGGAUAUACAACACCAACAGAGAUUAGGAAUAUCCUGCCGUUGGUACCAAAGCUGGAACAGGCAUUCUGUAGAAAGAUCGUAUCGUUGGUGGCCAACUAUUUAAAGGCAAAGAAGAUCGACGCCAAUCAACAAGAGUAUGGCAUGUUCAACAAGGUUGCCAAGGAUAUAUACGAUCAGCUCAGUCAGAUCAACACGACGAGCGAGGCCAGCGCCGUUACCUCAAACACGGCCGCCUCGGCCACCGACGCCAACAUCUCCUCAAUCGUCUUCACUGGCAUCUACUACAUACUCAAGCUGGCCAUCAAGACCAAAGUCAGCGUCGAGUACUUUGUCUCGGACCUAACAGAGAUCAAGCUGCCCACUACAUUCAUCGAUGAUCUUCAAAAGGUCUACAACAAGCUACGUAAGGACCUCAUUGAGAAGGUGUUAAGCGACAAGAUUCUGUUCCCUCAGAUGGCUGGCUUUAAGUGGCGUGUGGAUGUAGUGAUUAGCAGCAGCUUCACAUCAAGAGUGUUGAAUCCAAUCAUAUUGAUGGAGAUGACUGAUAGCAAGGGUGUGACGAGGACAUUCGAAGUCGACAUUGACACAUUCCACAAGCUGCGUUACAACACCUCCAAGGUGCUCAAGGACAUGGAGGAUCUCGAUCAGUUGCCCAUCCUCAAGAUCGAC